UCAAUUUCGAUCUGCUUUGUCCGAAAACGCGGAAGUUGCAGAAAGCAGUGCAUGAGAGGUACGUGUUUAAUCUACCCUUUUCCAACUCGUUUCAGUGCUUCAAACAGAUAAAGCGGUUUCUUUCACUUUACGUUCCACUGAAUAAAGGGUUAUCUACGUCCAUGACGUAAUAUUUUACAUUCAUUACCAACUUCGUGUUUUUCGAGUACAUACCAUCUUCAACUAGAAAAAGUUUCGGACUUUGAGCAUCUCAUGGAUAGGAAGUUUGUUUCGAAAAAAGGACCAGCAUCACCUCGCAGUCAAACAUCUGAGGAGGAAGAUGUAUUUGACUACGCAGGACUAGAAGACUAUAGUAAUGAAAGUGGACCUGUGCCGAGAGAAGCAUACAUUGCUUUAAGAACAGCAUUUCGUACUGUUGAGAAGCGUUUACAUGGGGCUGAGGCAAAGGUAUCUGAGCUAACAGCAAAAUCAAAACAGAGAGAUAGAAAAGGAUCUCAUGAACAAGUGUAUAAAGAAAGAGAUGCUCUCUUGAGUCAUUUACAUAACAGCUAUCUUGCUUUUGAAGAAAAAUUUGGAGAGAAUGAAAAAUUGAAGAGGACGAUACAAGAAUUACAGCUUUCUCAGAAACAAACACAAGGAGACACUAUGCAGGCCAAAGGUGGUGCUUCGUCUGAGUCGACCUCCGGAAAGGAAGAAAAGCAAGAAGGAAAAAAAUAUACAGAUUUAGGCGAGGAGUUGAAAACCAUGGGUUUAGAAGUUAAGGAAGAAAAUAACCGGCUAUGGAUUAUCAUAGUGGAUAGGGAUAAUCUCAAAAAGUGGAUUGAGGAAAAGUCGGAAGGAUAUAUAACUGUUACAAUACAGGGAAGAACUAGAGGAAAUAACGCGAACAAAACAGGAGCAGUGGUAUCUCGUACAGGGGGAUGUGAACUGUCAGAUGGAGGACGGAAAAAUGCUGAAGCGGAGGCUAUAUUAUUGAAACAUAAAAUUGAAGAUCAGGCACAGGAACUGAAUCGGUUUUACAAGAUAUUUAAGGAGGUAAUGGUUCAAAAUAAAGAAUUACGAACCAAGGAACAGAGGAAGGAAGCAGAAGCCGGCGGAGUGACUGAAGCUUCAAAACCAGAAGAAGCCUCUACAAAAAGAACAGCCUUGCCAACAAAAACAGAUGCUGUACUUCAGAAGAGAGUAGAGACCAUGUUGUCUACAGCCCAAGAACAUGUACUGGAAAUGAAAAAAGUUCGAGAACACUUGAAUUCACAAAAUAAUAGCUUGCAAAAACUGGCAGAGCUUACUGAAAAAACAACUGAAGAUUUCAUGAAAUUAAUCAAAACUUCGCAAGCCAGGCCAGCUGGAGCUGAAUCUUCGGAAUAUUCAACAGAAACCCGCACUAGAUGGCCACAGGAGGGAGAGAUGACAUUUACCGAAAGGCAUCGAUUCGAACAAGUGGGAAAUUUCGAACGGUUAGUCGCUGAAGAUGCCCCUCUAAGCGUUCCCGUUCAAGCCGUACAAGAAGCAUCAGAAUACCACCGACUUAAUGAUCAAGAUGAAAUUGGAGCUACUGGCUUUGGUCGAAGGUUGAGUAAAGAAAAAUAUUUAUCUCCGAUCUCGAGGGCUUCUUCGGAUGGAGCCGAAGGAAGGGCAGUUCCCAUGGGAACAUUUUUGGCCGAGAACACGGGGACUGGAGAGAGUGAUAUUGAAAUUAUCGAUGAGGAGGAUUUCAUUGGUGCAACUCCUGUAGUCGGCAAAAUAUGUCCAAUGUGUGAAAAGUUUUUUCCUGAAAGUUAUGGUCAGAGAAAUUUCGAGGAUCAUGUGCAACAACAUUUUGGUGACGAUCCGUAGUAACUAAUUUGGGAAAACCCCUUUUCCUCCAAUAGUCAAUCACCUUUUUGAUGUAUUUUCCUUCUAGGAAAGCACAUAUUAAACAAAUCCAAGGUUAUCUUUUUUUUUCCCUUUUUUUAAACUAUCUGGUGAGUCUUUUUCUAGUAAAAGUUUGCUUAAUGGGUUAGCCUCUUUGAUAGACAGGAAUUGUCGUUCUCAUUAUUUUUUUCGUGGCUCGGUGGAUGGUGAGGGAAAUAGUUAAGUGGGUAUAGGGGAUCAACUUAGACCAGCCAAGAACAGACUACUUUAAGUCCAAAUAACUCGGACCGAAAAUGAGACAUUUGAAUUGAUCUUCGUCGACUACUACUCAUGUUCGACGCGUUCCACGUUUUGGCUCGUAAUCAUAACUAGAAACUGUGGUCCUAAAAUAGCGAAUUUGUUCGUGUGUUCUGCUUUGUUAGCUUUUUCCCUUUUCGAUUCAAAAACACUUACGUUAGAGCGAUUCGGAAACUUUGUCCUUCAUUUACGAUAAAAGUAAUUUUUCGAUGACUGACAAUCGCAUCCUAGGCGGAAAAUAAUAGAAAAAACCCGCUGUUUAUCAAACUGUCGUGGACUUGAUAUGAAGCGAAAUGUGUGUUGAUUAAGUUUUAGCGAGAUAUAAACAACUAAUUUUCUACAGUAAAAAUCGAACGCAUAUGGCCAUUACAGAUCCAACGCAUGGAAUAGCCAGGUUCAAGUAUGCGCGCGCUGAGUGUGAUAUCAGAACAAUAAGUUAGAGGCCUUCGUUUCUUAGUUCCACCUUGACGAGUUAAUGAGCUAAGGCAGUAUUCCCCUCAGAGGAAAGCGCGCGCAAUCCUCGACCAACGAGAGCCUUCCUGGUUACGCUACGCCGCAAAUAUUACAGAUCUAUAAUAUUUUCGCCACUUCAAGUAGAUGUCGCGAGAACGAUAAGCAUUCUGCCCAAUGAUAAUGUAGCACUAAAAUUUAGGGUAUAGAAAUUGACAAAAUCUUCAACAACGGAAGGACUGAUUCUUUUUGUUGUUCAUCAUUGUAAAUCAGCGAUUUUUUUUUAUCUUGAGUCAGAUGGGUAAUUACCUGAUGUGUGGGUCAUUUAGUGACGUGGACCGUUUUUAAAGGAAGGGGCGAACGUAAGGGUUUCGAAACGGAAAUGCUACGCCUUUAUAAUUCUGUUUACGUCAUUUGACAUCAAAAUAUGUUUGUAUUGGUGAUUUUCUGUUUCAGGCCACGGCAGAGAAAUUUCUAGAAUUAAGCUGUGAACGAAUCGGAAGUCACAUUCUGUUAUUGAGAUGCAAAAGUGAAGUGUAACUUAGAGCGUUUAUAUCUUGGCGAAGAAAUUAAACUGGCAUAACCACG
Pocillopora damicornis (cauliflower coral) is the source of this 3189-nucleotide messenger RNA. RefSeq lists its product as uncharacterized. Lineage: Eukaryota; Metazoa; Cnidaria; Anthozoa; Scleractinia; Pocilloporidae. The record is from RefSeq and is a predicted model, not a curated record.